AUGGACGGGGCGUUUUCGGAGAGUCUUUUCCAGCUCGCUGCGAAAGUAGUCGCUCGUGCCAGGGAAUUUGGAUGCGCUGUCUCUUUCGCGCAUGCUGCCUAUGUACUGCUCACACUGCCCCCUUCACAGGCCACAGCAUCUGGCUCAGCCAGUAAAGCAACAUCAGCAUGUGCAGCGGCCCCUCAAGAAUCAAUUGAAGCCUCGACGUGUGAUGUGCCCCCUUUUCGGUUCUCCCUGUCUUCGCCAGUGCCCUCGCAGCAAGAAGCGGAGACGGCAGUUUCGGAUGCUGUGCUGACGUUGCAGCAGCGCACAGUAGAUCCUGCUGCCGCUGCCCUCGCUUUGCAAGUCACAUUUGAGGCUGCGCUCCUGGACAGUGCAGCUGACGCAGCGUUGCUCCAAACCAGGCUCACGAAGAAGGUGGAGGAGGCAGCUGCCUUGGUGGUGCAUGCAGACCACAGUCAACUGAGGCGCCCCAAGUUCGUUUGUCUCCUGCGUGAGCGGCUUAUAGCGUACUGCCUUGCUGCUCUGCCAAUGGUCGAUAGUGCUGCCGAUCCUGAGGAGGCGGCAGCAACAGCGGCAAGAAGUGCUCCAGCGGAGUCUGCUGCUUCUGCCGCGGCAGUAGCGGCAGCGAAAGCAACGGUUAUCCGAGACUUGUUCGAGGAUGCAUUUGACGGGGUGCUCCCCAUAACGCGCAUUCCCUGCUUGUAUUCGCUCACCAAAAUCGAGCGAAGAAAGCAUCUUUCUGAGCUCCGGUGUAUAGUCCUCGCGUCACUGCUGCUUCAGCAACGACGUGCGGCAGCAACGAGAAACACGGCAACAGAGGAGCGUUUCAGCUGGCUUGUGCCGCCUAUGCUCCUUGCCACGAGCCUCGCGGCAGAACAACAAGAGCUGCUCUUAAAUCAAGCGGUACAAGGCCAAGAUGCACUUCAGAGGAUAAAGCAUAUCUUCAGUGUGGACGGCGAACUUUCAAGAAUAUUAGCAGGCCAAAGUGUUUUUGAAGUUCAGCAGAUCCGCUUCGUGCAGGCGCUGCUGGUGCAGCAGCAGCAGCACCAUGCAGCAGCAGCAGCAGCAGCAGAGAAAUGCGAGGAGGAACUCGCAGGUGUGGAGAGAUACCUGCAGCAGCACAAAGGGCAGGCACACCCCGACGAGGUGUACGGUAACCUGGCUGCAGCUGGUGAGGCGUAUCUCGCAGUGUACAAGGAGAAUCAAAUGCUGUUGCAUCUCGCUCAGCUCCGGUUGCUGCAGCUGCAGCACGCUGAAGCUCUUCGCUUGCCAGACACGGCGCAAUUAAGCUGUGCUGCUCUUCGAAUGCGACGGCGGGUAGAGCAUGAGCAGCAAAAACGCCUUCUGCUGCGGCCAGCUUCCAGCAGCAGCAGUAACGAUGGCGAUAUGCGAAGCGCCAUCAGAGGCUUCCGAGUACUUGCUGCAGGAGAAACGAAUCUUCAGAAACCUGCCGAGUUGGGAGGCUACUGCCUACAGACCUUGCUCGAAAACAAAGCCUUGGUGCAGGGAGAUACGCAAGCGGGUGGCAUCGAGGUGGGAGAAGAAAUUUUCCUCUUCAGCAGCCGUCGCUGCCUCAGGGAGUUUCUGCAGAAGCAGCAGCUGCUUCAGGAGCAGCAGCCGCAGCUGAAGCCAGCAGCCCUUCUACAGCAGCAGCUGUCUGGGGCAGUGCGGCACACUCCGGCCCUUAUUUUCGCUUUGGGCUUAGAGAAGAGAUUUCCAGAGCUGGAUCUCAGGGCUUUCCUUGUGUGGGCAUACCACCAAGAGUUACGGCAGUUGCAGGCUCAAGCGCUGCAGCUUCAAGAGGCGCAAGGAGAGCAGCAGGCAGACUGGGAUUUCCGGCCUGAGCUGUGGGUGCGACUUAGCGCAGGGAAAAGCGCGGACGCCCCCACGAGCACCGACGAUCUGCUACAAUUGACGGCAGAGCCGUUCAGCAGCAAAUGCUGUGAUGAGUGGGAACUCCGGAGGCAGGCACUGCAGCAGGCGAGACUCUGCGACUGCGAGUGCCGCAGCACCCAAACGCUUCUCUCGUCUUUCCAGCGGGAGGCAGAGACACAAGCGACAGAGCGAAGGGAGACGGCAACGAGCACCGACGUUGCUGCAGGCACCUCGUGCCCGCGCAGCACCCUAAGACUAAGGGGACUUCGCGGAGUUGACGCACAAGCGAACAACCCCCUCAAGACUCUGGUUUUUAGAUUAAACUUCUGA
Molecule: messenger RNA, 2208 nt
Organism: Cyclospora cayetanensis
Lineage: Eukaryota; Apicomplexa; Conoidasida; Eucoccidiorida; Eimeriidae
Exons: 5
Coding region: 1-2208 (735 amino acids)
Biological process (GO): regulation of cilium beat frequency
Cellular component (GO): axoneme; ciliary basal body
Source: RefSeq, a predicted model, not a curated record